AUGGUCAGACUGUGUACACAUCACCAGAAGCAAUUCAUUCGUGUGCUAAACGACAUAUACACUGAAGUACAACCAGAAGGCCAGCAGUUGUCUGAAUCCGAGAGCAUGGAGGCCUCUACUUGUGGCUCUGGUUGUAGCCAGAGAAGCACUGAAAAUCAGGAUAAGGGUGCUACUUGUACUGAAUCAAAGCUCCCUUCUUCCUUGGACCCGGGACAGUCGGGGUCUGAUGGCCCCCUGCAUGUUACAGGACAAACCCCGAAGCAGUUGGUGGAGCUGAAGUCUCUGGAAAGAGCAGAGAGCUCCAGUCCUGCUUUGAGAAGGGACUUCUCCGAGCUCCCCAUUGCCAGGCUUCGUUCUGCUAGUCCAAAGGAUAGCUCUACCCAAGGAUACCUCAGCACGUUGAACUCUUCCUCUUUGAAUUUCCAUCAUGCCGCAAAGAGCCUGGAAGGGCAGCAAGCUGCUGGGCACGAGCAAGAGGCCAGUGCCAGAAAGUGUGAGGACAAUAAAGAGCAACUAGCAGGUAAGACUCUUGUGGAAGGUUAUAUCUCAGUCAAAGUGGCAAAUGUGAACGGCAGUGAAGACAGCUUAGACGGCUGUCCGGGGUCCCAAAAGAGUUCUUUCAGAGCUCUACCAGAAGAGUCCUGGGAUCCCAGCUUUGCAAUGACCCCCCCUCGCAGAGCCGACAAGGAGAACACUUUGCAGUGCAGCUCAAAAGCAUCUUUGCACCAGGACUUAGACACAAAAGAACAAGACUCGAGACCAAAGCAAGAAAACCACCUGCACGCUGUGGCCAAGGGCAAGGCAGGCUGCCACCUGCUGGCGGCCGACAAGGCCCCUCUCGACAAGUCCAAAGAGGGGUGGCUGCCAGCUGGCGCCGCGCCAGCCGCCCACCGGACCCCCGGCGGGCACCCCCGCACCAGGGCAGCCUCCCUCAGAUCCACGCGGAAGAGCAAGAAGGCGUCAGGGCUGCGGAUCAAUGACUAUGACAACCAGUGCGACGUGGUCUACAUCAGCCAGCCCAUCACCGAGUGCCACUUUGAGAGCCAGCGGUCGGUGUCGUCCCGCAAGACGGCGAGGAAGAGCACGCGAGGGUACUACUUCAACGGGGAGUGCUGCGAGCUCCCGACCGUCCGCACGCUGGUGAAGAGCUCCCAGGCGGAGGAGAGGGGGAGCAGCCCGGCCCUGCGAACAGAGACCCUUGUAAGCACUAAGCCACCCCUGGUGCCCUGGGUGGGGGGGUCUGUGGGAGCAGGACGGGAAGGCGAGAAGAGGGUUUCCCUGAGGCUCCUAGCUAAAGGUGCAUCAGCCCAACGAGAAACAAAAGAGAGAGCUGAGACAAGCUCGGUGCCGCCCCGGAACACCCGGGCGCUGCGGUCAAGGGAAGCCACCAUGCCCAUGCCCUUCUUCUCCCUCUCUGCUCCACCCAGCCCCCAGAAAGAGGACAGCUUGGCUGGCUCGCCACCCCCCCGCCCCCCCCCCGCCAAGGAGGGAGCGGGCAGCGCUAUCCCCUGUGAGACUGGCAGCAGCCUGGGCUCUUCUGGGGAUGGCAGCAGUAGUGGGCAGGCUGGUGAUUUUGCUGUCCUCCCCAUCUCAGAGGCAUAUGGUGGGGAGGAGGGUUGCCCAGGCUCUGACACACAAACUGAUCCUGAAAUCCCAACCAGCCCAGAGCUAAAGUUCCCCUUGCAACCCUCUGCCUCUGCGGACACAGCACCCUUAGCCCAUGAUGGUACAGGGGAUCCUGCCCAGCUUCCAGGCACGGGAGGUUUGGAGCCCCACAGGGUACAUCCAGCAGAGUCUUCCCCAAACUCCCUGGGCCACCAGGCGUCUGAUAUCCCCCAUGCCACUGUGGACGGAGAGAGCCCCCCAGAGCUCCCUUCUGCCUUGCAGUGCCUGGACGUGAACAAAAGCAUCAAUGCUGAACCAGAAGCUGAAUUAUCGGGCAUGGUGAAUGACGGUGCCCUUGAGCAAGAGGAGACUGCUGUGCUGGCCAGCAUAGUGCUCCCCAAAAUCUCAGAAGGGGAGACAGUGCAGAAUAAUAGUCCAGCAGGUGAAAAAGAGCCCAUUGAAGGGGAAAUGCAGCUUGAACCUGACAGCUCAGACACUGCAGCAAAAGACUCUUCCAAGGACAGUCUAGACAAGAAGCGGAAGAAAGGCAGGAGGGUGCUUGUGGCAUCUGACCGGUGUCUCCGAAGCCAGCAAUCCCAGUCACCUGCUGAGAGCAGUGCUGAGGAUGCUGGUUCUUCCAGCUCUGUGCAGCUUCCUUGCCUUGAGAUCAAACUCUCCAAGAGCCCUGGCACUAAACGGUUCAAGAGAGAAGAAGUGCACCUGGACGAGGCAGCAUCCGUGCACUUCCCAAAUGACUGCUUCCCCAAUGUGCUGCUCAAAACCAGCGAGGGGCCGGACACUGGCCAGGAUCCUGAGAGCAUUGCUGAGCAUCAGCCAGGUGAGGAGAAUGGUGUCACUACCAGACAAGCCUACAAAAGUAUCUUAGCAAAAGAGACUGCAGCAGAGGGAGAAAAUUCCUCUAAAGGUGAUCCCUCCACUAACAGCAGCCGAAGUCAACCAGGUGAAAUGCUGGAAAUUGGCAUCCAAGACAAUUCUGAGAAGAAAGGCAGUCUCCUCCCUCCAGAGACCAGCAUGCCUGCAAAUGAUGCCAAGCAAGUGGAUAUGAAACUAGGUGAUGCCAGCACAAAGGAUAAGGAGAGCUCUGACAGUGCUAUGGACAUGGGCAAGCUGGAGAGCUAUGAACUGGUGGCCAAUUCACCUCUGUGUCCCAGCAGCAGAGGCGGAAGCAGGCAUCUUCCAGCAAAGGCUGCCAAGCAUAAAAAAGUUGCCCUGCAAUUUUAUAACUUAAGACAUGCACCUGCACCUGUUGACACUGCAAAAAAGAGCACGCCAGGGAAGGAGUCUAUGCAAGCGAUACCCAAACUGAGGGAAGAAAGCAUUUCAGGGAAUGACGACUCCCUGGCAUUGGAGGACUUAGACAUGGCUGACAGCAAACCAAAGUUUAUGGAAUGGUGUGCCGAAGAGGAGAAUCAGGAGCUCAUUGCUGAGUUCAACACCCAGUACAUGAAAGUUCAGAAAGGCUGGAUCCAGCUGGAGAAGGAGGUGCAGCCAACCCCCAAGGUAAAGAACAAAGCCGACAAACUGAAAGAGAUUUGGAAAAGCAAGAAAAGAACACGGAAAAGUAGAGGCUCGCUGGAAGUGCAGAAGCUUUCUCCUGUACAGAUGCUCUUUAUGAAGGCCUUUAAGCUGUCCGACAUCUGCCAGUGGUUUCUGGAGACAACUGAAACCAGGUCUCUAGUGAUCGUGAAGAAACUCAACACCCGUCUCCCAGGGGAGAUCCCCCCCAUCAAACUCCCCAUGCAGAAAUAUUCUUCCUCCAGUCUCUACCCCAGCUCACUGCAAGCCGAACGUUUGAAAAAACACCUCAAGAAGUUCGCUGCCACUACCCCAGCUCGGAAUAACCUGAAGAACCAAAAGCUUUGGGCCAAAAUUCGGGAGAACACUGAUAAAGCAGAGGCUGAAGAAGCCACCACUCCCAGCCAGACAUCUCCCACUGACUCUGACACCGAGGACCUGAGAGAAGACAAAACCAUUCAGCCUGCCCCCAGCUUGCCCACACAGGCCAGCACCAGGAUCCUGCGCAAGUACUCCAACCUGCGGGGCAAGCUGCGAGCCCAGCACCGUGUGGUGAAGGCAGAGAAGAAGAGUGGGCCUGGGGGACCACCUGCCCCUGCAUUGAUGUCUCCAAAGUUGGCCUUGCAGAUCAAAGCAGAUGCCUUCCCUGCUAAAUCUCCAUCAGUAGAUGGGAUGGGAAAGGGGCGGAAGAGCAAGAGCAGGUCCCAGGAGGACAACUCACCCAAAGCUGACCUCCAGCUCAGCAGAAAGAAGAGGACGCUGAGGGAGAGUGGGAGCACCCAGGAGCGGUCCAGCUCCUCCACCAAGGACAAGCUGCCUGCCAAGAAGGCCAGUAAAAUAAAGCAUUUGGAGGGCAGUGUGAAAGCUCCUGCCACCCGAAAGCAGGCUGCUGUGGAGAGGAGCAAUAAGCUGGCUAGAAAAAUAUCUUUAAAAGAGAAGAGGGUCACAAAAAGGCAGCUGGAGAAGGUGCGACUCCCCAUACGGAAGGGCAAAGAGAACACGAGCAGACGGGCUGUCCUGCCCCCCGGCCACGAGGAGCUCGCCAAGUCCCUGAAGCAGAAGCCCCUGGGGGAGUCCUCCACACGGUCGCAGAAGAUGGCCAACAAGAAGCCCAGCAGUGGGAAGACCCUGACAAGGUCCAUGAAGAAGAUGCAGGAGAGCAGUGGGCAGGGCAAGAGGAAACUGAGGGCAAAAGUGGACUGUUCACACAGCAAACGCUCGCGACUGGACCUGAAAUAG
Messenger RNA from Chaetura pelagica (chimney swift), 4380 nucleotides. RefSeq names its product chromosome unknown open reading frame, human C10orf12. The record is from RefSeq and is a predicted model, not a curated record. NCBI's taxonomy places the organism in Eukaryota, Metazoa, Chordata, Aves, Apodiformes, Apodidae.